AUGCCACACCACGACCGGAAAGCGCCGGGCUCAAAUCUACGCGCCCUCAAUCCUACCGAAGCUAAAACCCUCUCUCGCAGCGGGAAACUCCCUCCAAAGAAAGCACCAGCCCCCCCACUCGAGCCAGUGCCAGCGCCAGCGCCAGUGCCAGAAACCCCGGGCCCCAGUCUAGCCCGCAAGGGGCCCUUCCAAUCCUUCUUCUCCAACUUCCGCCAGCGCUAUGCAGCCCUCCCACGACCAGUUCGGCUCAUGUGUCGCGGAGCUCGUGUCCUCGUUCCGUUGAUCCCUAUUAGUCUCUUCUUUUCGGAGCAUGUCAUGCAAAUAAUGUGGGUCAAGGGCCCGUCGAUGACGCCGUAUCUCAACGAGGACUAUGACCAGAUGCACACGAAGAGCGAUAUGGUACUGGUUAACAUGUGGUCUUUGCACCGGAUUCUGCCCUGGAAAAGGCAGACGAGGCUGGAGAGGGGGAUGGUGGUGACUUUCCGAUCGCCUGCCAAUUCCUCACACAUCGCGAUCAAACGAGUCGUCGGUCUCCCUGGUGACCGCAUCACCACUCGCGAACCAUGCUUGAAAUCUACUCAGAUCGUUCCUUUCAACCACGUCUGGCUGGAAGGCGAUGCCGCAGACCCCCGCAGGUCGCUUGACAGCAAUACCUACGGCCCCGUCAGUAUCAGCCUGAUCACAGGGCGCGUGGUCGGUGUCCUGGGACCGCGAAUGCGCUGGUUGGAUUGGACACAAUGGGAGUCAGGGAAAGUGGAGGAUGCUGGGCUGGAUAGUCGGCUUGGGGAGAAUUAUCGACAGAGUGUGCGCGACCGCGUCCUGAAGGAAGCCGUAAAGCUGGAGCGACCAGCUGACUUUUGA
This is a messenger RNA of Penicillium canariense, 861 nucleotides long. RefSeq names its product putative mitochondrial inner membrane protease subunit Imp2. Gene Ontology annotation, biological process: mitochondrial respiratory chain complex assembly. Gene Ontology annotation, molecular function: serine-type endopeptidase activity. The record is from RefSeq and is a predicted model, not a curated record. NCBI's taxonomy places the organism in Eukaryota, Fungi, Ascomycota, Eurotiomycetes, Eurotiales, Aspergillaceae. The coding region runs from base 1 to 861 and encodes 286 amino acids. The transcript is spliced from 2 exons. Gene Ontology annotation, cellular component: membrane; mitochondrial inner membrane peptidase complex.